This is a messenger RNA of Cavia porcellus (domestic guinea pig), 1341 nucleotides long. It is a transcript of the gene Nutm2f, whose product is annotated as NUT family member 2F. Lineage: Eukaryota; Metazoa; Chordata; Mammalia; Rodentia; Caviidae. The transcript has 4 exons. The record is from RefSeq and is a predicted model, not a curated record. The coding region runs from base 44 to 1267 and encodes 407 amino acids.
GGCCUUUGAAGCUGCUGAAGAGAUAGAAAAUUCUAGAUUGCAGAUGACAGGGGAACUCCAGGGCUGUCCACUUCCUGUCCCACUGGGGCCAGAUCCUCCAAGGCCCCCAGUUCUUCAAGAUGUCCAGCAGCCAGUGCAUGACCCCAGGCAGACAAACUCCAAGGAACAGGCUGCCUGCCCGCCAGCACACAAAUGCCAGCAGUCCCAGGAGACCCAGGUGCCUGGUGACAUUCCUGAUGAUGCUGUGAAGGAAUACAUGGAAAUCAUGGACUGGCUAGAGGACCAUCACCUCUUGGCCACAGGGGAACCUGAAGAAAACCAGGAAGAGGGGCAGCAGCAGGAAGAAGAAGAGAUGUACCCAGACCUGGAUCUCUUGAGUUACUUGGAUGAGCUCUGCUCCCAGGAAGACUUCAUCUCCAAGGUGGAGGCCAUUAUCAACCCCCAAUUCCUGGUAGAAGCAGAAUCUGAAGAUGUGGAGAAGGACAUCAUCUUGGCUGUAGGACAGGUGCUAGAAGAUGAGCAUGGAUUCACUCCUGAACAGCUGGUGGAGAAGCGCCUCCUGGGCUCCAAGGUACAGGAAGGUGUGUACAGGCCCAGUAGCCCAACGGCACCCCAACCUGCUGCCCUCCAAGAUGCAGAGCGAGAUGACCAUGAGCCCAAACAAAGGGUCAGCAAGGAGGCCUGCACCCCUCCAAAAGCUUCUCAGGUCCUUAAGAGAUGCCGGGCCAUUGAUGAAGAUCUUCCAGGGUCUGAGGUCCCUCCUGUCCUGCACAGGCGACAAAGUCCUGCUCCCCUGGGAGCCUUCAGUCAUAAUGCUCUUCCCCAGGACCUGGCACCCCAAUGUGCCCUGGGCCUCAGAAACACCUCUCCUACUCCGGGGCUGUGGGAUCCGGCAUCCAGCCUGGGUGAGGACGAGGAAGACUUCUCCAGCCUGUCCUUCCUGCUGGCCUCCCCUCGCCAGCUGCUGCCCUGGGAAUUGUCCCAGACUCCAGGCCCUGAUGUGGGCCUCCAGGGCCCCAAUGGUCCAGCACCCCAGGCCUCACCUCCCCAAGGAGGAGGCCUCAGCCCUGGCCUCCCUUUACCUGCCAGAUCCAAGAAGCGAGUCCGCUUGGGAGGCUCAGCUCCUGUGGGAAAGAGGUCCCGCCUAGGGCCUUCCUAUGAGGUCUCUGGAGGCCAAGAUUUGGCUCAGGGGCAGGUUCCACUCUCAGGGCCUCAGAAGCGGCAGUGUAACAAGUUAGGCUCCCAGAGAUGGAGGAAGAAGCACUGAAACCAGAAGGCUGGUGGGAAGACCUUGGGGUGCUUGUCCCUCAGGUGGGGCUUAGCAGAUUUCACCCUAGCUGC